Molecule: messenger RNA, 906 nt
Organism: Didymodactylos carnosus
Lineage: Eukaryota; Metazoa; Rotifera; Eurotatoria; Philodinida; Philodinidae
Source: the annotation of a GenBank genome assembly
AUGAUUCAUGAUACUGCCUUUGUGUACAAUGCACAGCAGUUGAUUGUUGAUUUUAUAAAAAAGAAUAUGAGUAGUGUCGAAGAAAUUUAUUAUGUUAGUGAUAAUUGCUCGAGUCAUUUCAAAAACAAUAAUUCGAUGUUUAAUUUAACAUGGCAUCAAAAUGAUUUUGGAAUAAAAGCUUAUUGGAUAUAUACAGCUGCUUGUCAUGGAAGAAGCGCCUGCGAUGGCAUUGGAGCUACACUCAAAUCUACGGCCACUCGAUAUUUGCUAUCUAAAGGACCAUCGGCAGCAAUUUUGAGUGCAUAUGAAUUUUUUCAAUUUUGCGAAAAGCGAUUUAGUCACCAACAAAAAGAAAAACCACCUUCUGCCACUUCGACAGUAUCUAAUCUCGAGCAAUUUCGAACUUACAAACAAUCAAUCGAAGAUAUUUAUUCAAAAGUAUUAAAGAAACGGUGGAGUCGAUUACAUACUGCUAUUCCUGGUCUUCGUCAAUUUCAUCAUUUCGAACCGAUUACAAUAGAUGAAGUGAAAUGCAAAAUCGUUUCGAAUCUAUCAACGUCAACAUCAUUCAAAAUGUUGCAGUUUAGCAAAACGAAAACAAUCACUCCUAUUUAUUCGAUACAUGAUUUAAAAGCUGGUGACUAUGGUGUUGUUGUUUACAAUGGUAAAUGGUGGUUAACCAAAAUCAAUAGUUUCGAUAAGUCUUUAGGGAGCGUUGAAGCUUCUAUAUGUACACAAGCUGGAUCAAGAAUAAUAUUUUCAUCCAUGAUGACACCAAGAAUAAUCAAUCCAACAGAUGUUAUUUGUGUACUCAAUUCAUUACCGAAAACGACACCAAGAACUAUUUCCAUUACAAUUUUUCAAUUGAACGACAUUGAAACACUUUACGAAGAUAGUCAUCAAUGA